Boeremia exigua is the source of this 216-nucleotide messenger RNA. RefSeq lists its product as uncharacterized. The record is from RefSeq and is a predicted model, not a curated record. The coding region runs from base 1 to 216 and encodes 71 amino acids. Gene Ontology annotation, molecular function: endopeptidase inhibitor activity. The transcript has 3 exons. Gene Ontology annotation, biological process: vacuole fusion, non-autophagic. NCBI's taxonomy places the organism in Eukaryota, Fungi, Ascomycota, Dothideomycetes, Pleosporales, Didymellaceae.
AUGCCUACACAAUACAACGUUACUCUCAAGCCCGAGGCUUCCCCCGAGGACUUCGAGCAGGCAAAGAAGGACGUCGAGGCCAAGGGCGGCAAGAUCACCCACGAGUUCAAGCUCAUCAAGGGCUUCACCGCAGAGCUUCCUGACGACCUCGUCUCCACUUUCGAGUCUAACGACAAGAUCACCGUCGAGAAGGACUCCGAGGUCACCACCCAGUAG